GUGAGCGUGAAGAGCAAGCGUAGGUAGACUCAUCACCGGACAAACAGUCAGAGCAAAGUGGUUCACACGUACGAGGAGAGAAGAGGACUGUAAAGGAAGAGCGGUGUGACUCUUUGGGCAACAGGAGCUUGUGUCGGUCAGGAAGAGGGCAGCCGAGCAGGAGGAGAUGCUGUGAGGAAGAGAGCCAAGUGAUGGAGGGUGAAGGAGCCAGCAGGCGGGCACAAUUAGUCAGAAUGGAUGACCAGGACAGAGUAAGCCAAGCAUCCAGCUUAGCCACAGUCUCCUUCUUCCCUGUUCCAAAGGAAAGUGAUGGAAAGGUUCAGACAUUUGGGAAAAGAUGCCAGGCAGCAAAGAGAGACCCCAACUGUCCUGUGGUCAUCAGAGGAUGGCUCUACAAAAAGGACAGCUCAGGUUUGAAGCUAUGGAAGAGAAGGUGGUUUGUCCUCUCCAACUACUGUCUGUUUUACUAUAAAGACAGUAGAGAAGAAUCUGUGCUAGGCAGCAUCCCACUGCCCAGCUACAAAAUCCUGUUCUGCACACCACGAGAAUGCAAGAACAGGAAGUUCACCUUCAAGGUGGUACACCAGGGAAUGCGCUCGUAUUUCUUCAGCGCAGACACCCAGGAGGAUAUGCUGGGUUGGGUCCGAGCCCUCAGUCAGUCUGCUACAAUGGAACAAGACAGCUCCCUGAACAGGCGUUGCUCAAGUUACCAGGAUUUCACUCAGAUAGGUGGCAGCAGUGAGUCUAUGGAUUUCCCUAAACCCCCCUCUGAUGGAGAGGGUCCCUCCCAGAGACACAGGCAUGUCAGCCGGGCUCUGAGCGAACCAAGCCAGCUCAGCGGAGGGAGGAUGGGGACGUCUCACUCAGAGCCGAGGGGGAGGAGGAGCGUGCGACAGAGAAACAGCAGUCCUUCAAACAGAACACCCAGCCCACCUGAGUUUAGCAGAAAGAGAGCAUGCGGUCCAAACCAAGAAGAGGAAUGUCUUCCCGGUCAGAACACACCACCUACCAGGGAAGAAAUGAUGGGAACAAGUUCUAUGACCUCAAGGGGUCAGCUGGGGUCACGCCCUCACACACCAGUGGGAAGGGUUGACAUUCGACCUCAUGAUGACCCCAACAUGGUGCCGCAGACUCUUUUCUAUGCACCUGCCUCGCCAAACCUGGAGUUCAAAUCCACUCCUACCACCCCGGUCACAGAGAGGUGGCAGAACCUGAGCAAGCCUACAGCCACAUAUGGUUCAGUUCAUCACAUCCCGAGUGGGAGAAGACCUUUAGGAAAGAGCUUCUCCACAGGGGCACAUGCAGACUUACUGCCCCCUCUGCCCCCCUCAUCAAGGGCAGCACAUGCUCCUCACCCCCCACACCACCACCACCACCACCAUCACCACCAUCUCCGCAGCAAUUUAUCUGUCUGUGUGCUACCGCCAGCUAUGGCCCCAAAACCUGAUCCAAGAGAUAUCCCACCAAUCAGGCCUCUUGAAAGUGAUGCAGAUGCAGUGCUGACAAGGUUGUGUGGGUGUGACAAGCUCCUGCAGUCUCUGUCUAUUGAGCUGGCCCAGCUACAGAUGGAUAAGGACAGUGUCCAUUGUGCAUUAGAGGUCUCCAGACUACAGCUGGAAGAGUGGAAGAGUCAGGGUCUCAGAGCUCAUGAAGAAGCACUGACCCAGAAGGCUUUGCUCCAGGAGGAGCUGGUCACAAUCCGAGCCAGGAUGUGUGACGUUUCAUUGGAAAUGGAGCGAGUGUGGAGUCAGUAUGAGAGAAUGGAAAGUGAACUGUCGGUUAUUCGCUCGCACCUUCAGCACAUCUGUAACUUUGGAAUUCCACAGGAGCAGUCUCAGGCCCAGAGGGAGCUGUGGAUGAUGGAGGACAUCUUAGCCGGACUGAAGAUCAACAGAGAUAACUUCCGUUUCCUUCUGGGGCUACAGAGGCACCACUCGUUCCAGCCGACGUCUCCACAUCCUGGAUCCCCCGGCUCUCCCACUGAGCAUCUGCACAGCGGACUGCCAAUGGAAACGGAGCAAGAGCCACCAAUCCGCCCACCUUUACCCCAGGAGCUGCAGGAAAUCCCUCACAGGAGGGAUCAGGGACAUGUCUGGACAGAGUCACCAUAUGAGGGAAUGUACAGCCACGCUGUUGAUCCUGCACAGAGAAGAGGAAGCAGCCAGCCUGACCUCCUUAAUGUGAAAGCACAGAAAGACUCAUUCGAAUCUGGUUCCAAGUGGAUCCCACCAGAUACAGGAAGCCAAUCAACCAAGAAGUCAAAGAUGAGUGAAGAGGAGCAGAUUGAGCGGAUGAAAAAGAAUAAAGAGAGAUUGUCUAACAGGAAGAAACCCCCCAUACCUUCUCAAAGUGCUCAAACAGAGAGUUCAGGGACAAGAGACGAGGCCCCUUUUCCUCUCAGGGUGACACGAGUUGUCACAGCUGUCCUGCCCACCUCCCUUGUGGCUAGACGGGUUUCCGUUGAGGACCCUCCGCCUGAGCUGGACAACCCCCUUCCCGAGCAGAUACCACCUGAGAGGCAGGAGACCAAAAAAAUGUUGAACAAGCCGCCCCGGCAUUUGUUGCUGGACAGCCCCGAUCAAAACCGCUUCUCAGCAGAGAUGCACCAGCCGGUUAAGAGGACAAGUAGACAGCAAAAUCAGGGAGUACUAAGGAGCUCCAAAAAAGACGUGCAGACAGAAGUGAGCAGAGGAGAGUCUACUGGGUUGGCAAGGAGUCAAAACCGAGAUCAAGCAGGUUUAGGAAAUGGAAACUCUAGCCUGGACCCAAGGGCCGAGGAGCGACCAGCUGCCCUCCUGACCCCCGACAUGGAGCCUGAUCUCUGUCUGACCCCUGAGCAACGAGAGGCAAAACUGCGACGAGUGGAACGAAUACGAGAAAGAGUCAUAAGAAGCGCAGUCAGAGAGAGUGCUACUACACAAAAUCAACUGCCAAUCAGGGGGGAGGAAGUUCAUCAGAUGCCCCCUGACACGGCAAGAAAACAAAGGAUAAAAUCUGACCAUGAACCUCACGAUGGUUCUGGAAGCUGUGGGGAGAACUUCAGACGUCCCUUAGAGCUUCAGCUAUCAGAAACAGCUCGAGGUGAAGAUGAAAGAAACCAGCAUGUUAAAAAAUCUAAAUGUCAACUCAGAUUUGGGAGCAAAACACAACAGAAAGACCACAGUGGACGAGCAGGGGUUGCCAAAGCUAAAGCUAGACGUCCAGAUUCACCCUAUCAUAUCACAUCUAUGACUGUCUACCAAGAAGACGGAGGAAAGGGAUUUUCAAGUCGCAAGGAUAGACAGGAACAGGAGCUUGAAGAACCUGUCACCGAUAAAAAUGAUUUUACAUCAUCUGAUGUGAGAGCUAAAUGGUUCCUUUCCACCAACCAGUGGCAAGGGUUCAUACCUUUGCAAAUCCCUGGUAUAGAUUCACUUGGCAGCGUGGAGACGUUAGACAUGGAGAACCAACCAACAGGCACAGAUGAUGCAACUGAUUCCAAUGAAAUGUCAUCCACAGUCAGUGAAAGCUUAGAAAAAAUGAAAGAGAAUCAUUCACUCUUCUAUAAGAUUGCUUGUGAUAUUAGUAUUUCAGACUCAGAUAUCACUAAGACUGAUGGGAACUCAAACACCCAAACGUCAUCCAGGCCAGAGGAAGAAUGCAUUACAGAAGCUGUGCCAGGUCAUGCGCCUCAUGAUGGGAGGAAAUCGAUCGACCAAGAAGGUGAGGAUUACAGCCAUUAUCUGAAAUCAGAUGUGGAUGAAAAUAGGGAGAUGAUUAACAACAACCAUAAAGAUUCAUCACAGGAGACCCAAGACAAAGCAGCUUCAGAUAAUACCUCAACUACUCCAGAAGACAAUUGUAUUAACAAAGAGAUCCCUGAAAAAGAAUGUGAAGAUACCACCAGGCAAGAAAUCCAGCUGAAAGUUACAGAAACUAGUGAAGGAGCGCCUGUUCAGGACACUGUUUCUGAUCAGGCUGCGGUUGAAAGUGCAAUGACAAGAGAUGAACACAGUGGGUCAAAAGAGUCAGAAGACAAUAAGGUGGACCAAGACAGAUUUGAAGAGCCGAAGGAAUGUUUAAGUGAAGAGAACAAAGAGACAAGCAACAACCACUCCAUCGCUUCAUCCAGUCCUGCGUACGAGAGUGGAAAAGUGAUAAGGAGUGCCUCUUUUGGGAAGGCACGAGUUACAGUAUUAAGGACAAGUUUGUAGAAAAAAAAAAGCUUAAGGAGCUUAAAUGAACAAACUUGGGAAGGACAAGAAAACAGUGAAGUGAUUUAAAGUAAAAGGAAAAUGACGCUGAUGAAGGACGUUAAGUGGCUGAAGAAAUUCAGACCUAACUGUGGAUGGUGAAAAUGGGAACAUAUAAUAUCAGAAAGAAGAUGUGAUUUUGUUGGUGAACUUGAACAUUUCCAUUAUUUGUUAUGUGCAGUCUGAAAUGAAUGCAGAUCAAAGAGAGUCUUAAUAUUUCAUUGAAUUAAAAAUAGGGUGCAGAUGUGUUCUUGCAUGAAGAACACCAAAUACUUUAUGUGGAGUUGCAGUCAAAGGUUAACACUUUCAUUCCUCUCAUAAUGCAUAUAUUUAGUAACAUCAUUGCUUGUGGAAGGCAACAUACCCCUGGUAUCGUCUCAUAACAAAAUGUGUUUUGUAUCUCAAAUAUCCUGAUUAAUAAACAUGCUUUG
Cheilinus undulatus (humphead wrasse) is the source of this 4663-nucleotide messenger RNA. RefSeq names its product pleckstrin homology domain-containing family A member 7 (gene plekha4). Bases 192 to 4193 code for a protein of 1333 amino acids. The record is from RefSeq and is a predicted model, not a curated record. The transcript is spliced from 24 exons. NCBI's taxonomy places the organism in Eukaryota, Metazoa, Chordata, Actinopteri, Labriformes, Labridae.